AUGACACAAGCAAACAGCACUGUGGUGACUGAAUUCAUUCUGCUGGGAUUUUUUGUUCAGCAAGAGGUUCAAUAUGCCCUCUUCCUUGGGUUCCUCAUCAUCUAUGCAAUGACUCUAAUAGGCAAUGCUGGCAUGAUCCUCCUCAUCAGUAUUGAUUCCCACCUUCAUACCCCCAUGUAUUUUUUCCUCCAACACCUGUCCUUUGUUGACCUGUGUUAUACCUCGGCUAUCACUCCCAAGAUGUUAGUAAAUUUCCUUGUGUCUCACAAGUCUAUCUCGUUCUCAGGGUGUCUGAUACAAUUACAUAUUUAUGGUCUCUUUGCCACCACUGAGGUUUAUCUCCUUGCAACCAUGGCCAUAGAUCGUUAUGUGGCCAUCUGUUACCCACUGCGUUAUCCAAUGGUCAUGUCCCGAAGGGUCUGCAUCCAUCUGGUCUCUGUUUCCUAUUUCAUGGGAUCCCUGACUGCCACUCUACAUGUCUCUUUGCUUUCUUUGCAAUCUUUCUGUAAUUCCAGUAAAGUCAAUCACUUUUUUUGUGAUGUUCCCCCAGUCCUGGCCCUUUCUUGUUCCAAUAUUGACAUGAAUGUCAUGUUGUUAAUGGUCAACAUAGGCUUCAACCUAACCAGCACUUCGCUGGUCAUUUUCUUCUCCUAUGUAUACAUCCUGGCUGCCAUCUUGAAAAUGCACUCUGCUUCAGGGAGACACAAAGCCUUCUCCACCUGUGCUUCCCAUCUGACAGCUGUGACCAUUUUAUAUGCGACUCUCUCUUACAUGUAUUUGCAUCCUUCUUCCAGUGAAUCUGAGGAAAAUGACAAGGUAGCCUCCAUCUUCUAUGGCAUCAUCAUACCCAUGCUAAACCCCCUGAUCUACAGCCUGAGAAACAAGGAAGUCAAAGAUGCACUGAAAUUCAUGAGAAAGAGUUGCUCAUGA
Messenger RNA from Trichosurus vulpecula (common brushtail), 930 nucleotides. Its product is annotated as putative olfactory receptor 5AK3. Gene Ontology annotation, biological process: G protein-coupled receptor signaling pathway; sensory perception of smell. The transcript has a single exon. Gene Ontology annotation, molecular function: G protein-coupled receptor activity; odorant binding; olfactory receptor activity. NCBI's taxonomy places the organism in Eukaryota, Metazoa, Chordata, Mammalia, Diprotodontia, Phalangeridae. The record is from RefSeq and is a predicted model, not a curated record. The coding region runs from base 1 to 930 and encodes 309 amino acids. Gene Ontology annotation, cellular component: membrane.